Molecule: messenger RNA, 556 nt
Organism: Staurois parvus
Lineage: Eukaryota; Metazoa; Chordata; Amphibia; Anura; Ranidae
Source: the annotation of a GenBank genome assembly
UGGCGCUCGGCUCUACUGUCUGCAGUCUCUAGUCAUCUCCUGUACUAUGUCUGCAGUCUCUGGUCAUCUUCUGUACUAUGUCCGCAGUCUCUGGUCAUCUCCUGUACUAUGUCUGCAGUCUCUGGUCAUCUCCUGUACUAUGUCCACAGUCUCUGGUCAUCAUCUCCUGUAGUAUGUCUGCAGUCUCUGGUCAUCUCAUGUAGUAUGUCCGCAGUCUCUGGUCAUCUCAUCUCCUGUAGUAUGUCUGCAGUCUCUGGUCAUCUCCUGUAGUAUGUCCACAGUCUCUGGUCAUCUCCUGUAGUUUGUCCACAGUCUCUGGUCACCUCAUCUCCUGUAGUAUGUCUGCAGUCUCUGGUCAUCUCCUGUAGUAUGUCCACAGUCUCUGGUCAUCUCCUGUAGUAUGUCCACAGUCUCUGGUCAUCUCAUCUCCUGUAGUAUGUCUGCAGUCUCUGGUCAUCUCCUGUAGUAUGUCCACAGUCUCUGGUCAUCUCCUGUACUAUGUCCACAGUCUCUGGUCAUCUCCUGUACUAUGUCCGCAGUCUCUGGUCAUCUCCUG